UGCGUCUCAAGGAUCAAAACAAAUUGAAUUUUUUGAAAAUAAAACUCCAAAUUGUUUCAUUUUAAUAUAAAAUAUUGUAAUUCCGCUCUACUAAAAAGUCUACGGAGUAAUAUGUCGUCAAGUUUACAAAGUGCAUAUUUUGGGCAAGAUGAAAUUGAUGGACUAAACUCCGACGACUCGGGGGCGGAACACCUGCAUAAAGUCGGCGUCCCGCUUCGUGAGCAGGAUCGAUUUCUCCCAAUAGCCAACAUUACCAAAAUUAUGAAGAAAGGAAUCCCUUCCAACGGAAAGAUUGCCAAGGAUGCUCGCGAAUGUGUUCAGGAGUGCGUUUCGGAAUUUAUUUCGUUCAUUACCUCGGAAGCCAGCGAACGGUGCCACUUGGAGAAGCGGAAGACCAUCAAUGGAGAGGACAUCCUGUGUGCCAUGUACACCUUGGGCUUCGAUAACUACUGCGAACCUUUGAAGCUGUACCUCACCAAGUAUCGAGAUAGCAUUAAAGCCGAGAGGUCCAGUCCCGAACAGACGCCGGAACAUCAGCAGCAAUACGAAACGAUCGAUCAGGACUUUCGCUCAAUCCAACCAUCAAAUUCGAAUGUAGCGGUUUCCGGGAACGUAAUUUAUCAAGGAUCGGAUGGAGGUUAUUACUUGAAAAGUAAUAAUUUUUAAGCUGUGUAUAUUUUGAAGUUAGGGUAAGUUUUUUUAUCAAUUUUAUUGAGUUGUAUAAAUGUUCUGUGGCGAGCAAAA
This is a messenger RNA of Aedes albopictus (Asian tiger mosquito), 744 nucleotides long. RefSeq lists its product as uncharacterized. The record is from RefSeq and is a predicted model, not a curated record. Gene Ontology annotation, cellular component: nucleus; CCAAT-binding factor complex. Bases 112 to 666 code for a protein of 184 amino acids. Gene Ontology annotation, molecular function: RNA polymerase II cis-regulatory region sequence-specific DNA binding; DNA-binding transcription activator activity, RNA polymerase II-specific; protein heterodimerization activity. Lineage: Eukaryota; Metazoa; Arthropoda; Insecta; Diptera; Culicidae. The transcript is spliced from 4 exons. Gene Ontology annotation, biological process: regulation of transcription by RNA polymerase II.